This is a messenger RNA of Vitis riparia (riverbank grape), 1778 nucleotides long. Its product is annotated as siroheme synthase-like. The record is from RefSeq and is a predicted model, not a curated record. The transcript has 5 exons. Lineage: Eukaryota; Viridiplantae; Streptophyta; Magnoliopsida; Vitales; Vitaceae. Gene Ontology annotation, biological process: siroheme biosynthetic process. Gene Ontology annotation, molecular function: uroporphyrin-III C-methyltransferase activity. Bases 227 to 1387 code for a protein of 386 amino acids.
UCUUCCAAAGCCCCUCGGCAUCCCCAAACCCCAAUAUUGUCCCUUUCAAAGCCCAAAAAGCUACCCCAAAAGGCAAAAAGCCACGCUUGCCUCCUCGCCUUCACCAAAGCUCACAAUCCAAAUCAAACCAGAACUCUUCUCUUCGGAUCAAGCCUAUACAUAUAUAGUCUUCCCAGUUUCAGUUUUUGUAUCAGAUUAAGCAUUUUUUUCCUCUUUCUUGGUGUCAAUGGCUCUUGUGAAUAGAGUCUCAGGUUUCUCUUCUUGUUCUGUUUCAUCCCAUUUUGGGAAAGCUAAGACCUUUGGGCUUAACCCCAUUUGCUCUCUCAAUUGCACCUCUUCUUCUUCUUCUUCUUCUUCUUCUUCUUCUUCUUCUUCUUCUUCUUUUUCUUCUUCUUCACCCUUCACUGAGAAGCAUUCCGUUGAGAGGUACCAGAGGGACAGUUGGGUGUACAAUACCCAGGUGGAGGAUGCCUCCUCAUGGAAUCUCCCAUUUGAUUCCAAUUCAGUGAGGGAAAAUGACAUUGCUCUGCAGCUUCCAGAGCUUAAGAAGAUGCUUGGAGUGUUGAGGGAGAAGAGGGAGAGUGGAGGAUGUGAUGGAGGAGGGGGGAGCUGUGGACCCGGGAAUGUGUAUUUGGUGGGGACUGGGCCUGGGGACCCUGAGCUUUUGACACUGAAGGCUGUGAGAGUUAUUCAGAGUGCUCAUCUUUUGCUUUAUGAUAGACUGGUCUCCAAUGAUGUGUUGGAAUUGGUUGGGCCUGAUGCUAGACUUCUCUACGUUGGGAAGACUGCCGGAUACCACAGCAGAACCCAGGAGGAGAUACAUGAAUUACUUCUGAGUUUUGCUGAAGCUGGAGCUACAGUUGUGAGACUUAAAGGAGGGGAUCCACUGGUAUUUGGGAGAGGUGGAGAGGAGAUGGACUUUUUGCAAAAGCAGGGGAUUCAAGUGAAAGUUAUUCCAGGCAUAACCGCUGCAUCGGGAAUAGCAGCAGAGCUGGGGAUCCCAUUAACUCACAGGGGUAUUGCAAAUAGUGUUAGAUUUCUAACAGGGCACUCAAGGAAAGGAGGAACAGAUCCUCUUUUUGUAGCAGAGAAUGCAGCUGAUCCUGAUUCAACCUUGGUUGUUUACAUGGGCUUGUCUACCCUCCCUUCUCUUGCCCUAAAGUUGAUGCAUCAUGGUCUGCCAUCUAAUACACCAGCUGUUGCAGUUGAGCGAGGGACCACACCACAGCAGCGCUUGGUGUUUGCAGAACUGAAGGAUCUUGCUGAUGAGAUUUCCUCUGCAGAGCUAGUAUCACCGACACUGAUCGUCAUUGGAAAGGUUGUUGCACUUUCACCCUUCUGGCCCCAUUCUUCUAUAGAAGCAUCCCUCCUGGUAGAGGCGAAAUAGACAUUUGAGGCACAAUUUAUAUCAUCCAAGGUUUAUUUUUUGGGGGUUGGGCCUCCCAUUUUGAUCCAUUCCAACAUUUUUAACAAAGAGCAACCAAUUUAGAAGUCUGAUUGGCUUAUUUCUUCUGGGUGGUGGAGGGACAUCUUUUUUUAAUAUUUAUCUCAAGCGAAUUGAUUGAGACCAGGUAGAAUCUACAGAUAGCAGUAGAUCACAUCCAACCGAUAGCAGCUUCCCAGCAAGCUUGCAUCAUAUCCAAUUAGAGAAGUAACUCAUUGGUCAGGUAAAAUUUUUUUGUAAGAUCUCAAUUUUAUGAGCCUGAUUUUGUAAUGCAGAUGAUCCACGGAUUUUGAUCUGAUUCUUUCAAUAAAUUGGUUGAAAUUUCGCAAUGAUA